GUGUUGACAUGGUCAAGGGCACUGAUGUCCUUUGCGUCCCGCAAGAUCGUCAUGGGUUGAUUGAACUAGGCAUCACCUCCGAGGGCUUUGAAGAUAUAAGAAGGUUGGAUGCCAGCUUCCGUUGACCAUCAUCAACAGUUCAAUCAUUACAACAGAGCUGGUGCUCACAUUCACAUCCUUUCGCUUGAUUUCUUGAUUUCUUCAGUCUUUCGCUUUCAUCUUUACUUCAAAGAACCAACUUUCAACCCUAGCCAACUUUUUUUCGAUCGAGAAAAUGUACUCCAAAUCCAUUCUCAUUGCUGCCCUUGCUGGCAUUGCGGCAGCCGGUCCUAUUGAAAGUCGCCAACUGUUUGGAGGUACUGGCAGCAGUGCGAGCGAGUUCAGUCAAGGCGGUUGCAAACCCGUUCUCUUUGCUUUUACCCGUGGCUCAACGGAAAUUGGCAACAUGGGAACUGUUGUCGGACCACCUACCUCGGAUGGUCUGAAGAAGACAUUUGGAAAAGACAGCGUUGCUACUGAGGGCAUCCCUUAUGCUGCUGCGCUCGGCACCAACGCACUUCCCGGUGGCACUGAUAGCCGAUCCAAGGAGCUCCUCAAGUCGACGCUCACCUCCAUGGCUUCAAAAUGCCCGGAUUCCGUCAUUGUGUCUUCGGGCUACAGCCAGGGCGCAGCGGUCAACCACCGCGCUAUCGAAGAGCUUGAUGCGGGCGUCAAGGACCAGAUUGCUGGCGUGGUGCUCUACGGCGACACACAAAAGCUCCAGGACCGCAACCAAAUUCCCGGCUUCCCAAAGGACAAGGUCAAGAUCAUCUGUCAGCCUGGUGAUGCUGUUUGCGUUGGUACCCUGGCCGUGUUGCCUGCACACUUGACGUACGGUCUCCGGGCCGAUGAGGGCGUAGAGUUCUUGGUGCAACAGAUCAAGGGUGCUCAGGCCAAGAUCAAGGCGAGGAAUGCGAAGCGCGAGGCUGAGAAUGCCGCAGCGGUUGUGGCCGACACUGUCAAGCGUGUUGCCAAGGCGAUUGUGGCCUAGGUUUGCUGUUGCUGAUUGACUGCAUGGGUCGGAGACUCUGCUGUGACUGGGUCACACUGUCAUUUGAUGAACAUACUAUUUCUUUUCUCUUUUUCUGCCGUUAGCCUCUUCAUAACUUACGAAUUCAUCGUUUUACGUCAUGAUGGUUGUACCCUAGUAAUCGAUAAGCCCUUGGUGUUUCCCGACCCCUGCUCUUGACCCCUCUCCACCUUUACCUUCAUAGUGUACUUGCAGCCACCACGACUCCCCAUCGAGUCCUAUUGUACGAUGGACGAAGCCUGGAGCACAUGUG
Bipolaris sorokiniana ND90Pr is the source of this 1322-nucleotide messenger RNA. Its product is annotated as carbohydrate esterase family 5 protein. NCBI's taxonomy places the organism in Eukaryota, Fungi, Ascomycota, Dothideomycetes, Pleosporales, Pleosporaceae. Bases 275 to 1030 code for a protein of 251 amino acids. Gene Ontology annotation, biological process: carbohydrate catabolic process. Gene Ontology annotation, molecular function: cutinase activity. The record is from RefSeq and is a predicted model, not a curated record. The transcript is spliced from 3 exons. Gene Ontology annotation, cellular component: extracellular region.